GGGAAGGAGAGCAAGGUAACCAAACGGCCAAAGCGACGGGUUCUUCCUUUCUGUUCGCCGGCCCAUGGGGAAGUACAUGAGGAGGAAGCGCGGCAGGGCUGCUGAUGGAGACGGCGAGGCGGCGCCGGCCGCGGUGGUGCUCGGCGGCGGCGUCCGCACGCGGUCCCGCUCCGCGGCCGUCGUCGCGGGAGCCAACCCCGCCAAGAGGAGGAAGCAGGCGGAGGCCGCCACGACGGCGACGGGGUCGGUGGAGGAGGCCGGGUGCUACCUCCAUCUGCGGAGCAGGAGGCUGUUCAUGCCGGUGGCGGUGGCGGCGCGUGGUGAUCUGGGGGUGGAGGAGGCUUCGACGUCGAGGCUGGCCAAUUCAUCUGCUCCUUCAGGGGAGGCGAUCGCCGCCGGGAUCUCGCGCUGCUCUAGCGCCGCGUCGUCCGCGGCAGCUAGGGAGAGGAGCGACGGCGAGGCCGAGGCGUGCGAGAGCCGCGACGACGUGGAGACCUCCGUCAGCGACUCCGAGUGCGGCGCCCGUGUGUGGAGGGAGACGACGCCGUCCAGCCAGCCCCCAGUAGACGACUACAUCAGCGACCUGGAGUCGAGUCAGGCGACGGAUGAGCAGACGCACAGCAAACGCUGCAGCAGGACUCGAGCAACAACGACGACCACAAACACCACGGCAUUCCACCUACAACCGCGGGCGAGGAUGCCGGCUGCGGCAGAGAUCGAGCAGUUCUUCGCCGCCGCCGAGAAGGCCGAGGCCGAACGCUUCGCCGCCAAGUACAACUUCGACGUCGCGCUCGGCCUGCCGCUCGACGCCGGCCGGUUCGAGUGGACGCCGGUGGCCGCCGUCUGA
This is a messenger RNA of Lolium rigidum, 847 nucleotides long. Its product is annotated as cyclin-dependent kinase inhibitor 1-like. Gene Ontology annotation, cellular component: nucleus. Gene Ontology annotation, biological process: negative regulation of cyclin-dependent protein serine/threonine kinase activity. Bases 65 to 847 code for a protein of 260 amino acids. NCBI's taxonomy places the organism in Eukaryota, Viridiplantae, Streptophyta, Magnoliopsida, Poales, Poaceae. Gene Ontology annotation, molecular function: cyclin-dependent protein serine/threonine kinase inhibitor activity. The transcript has 4 exons. The record is from RefSeq and is a predicted model, not a curated record.